Alternaria hordeiaustralica is the source of this 894-nucleotide messenger RNA. RefSeq lists its product as uncharacterized. Bases 1 to 894 code for a protein of 297 amino acids. The record is from RefSeq and is a predicted model, not a curated record. The transcript is spliced from 2 exons. Lineage: Eukaryota; Fungi; Ascomycota; Dothideomycetes; Pleosporales; Pleosporaceae.
AUGCCUGUCGCUAAGGCCAAUCUGGUCCAGCUCUACACGGAAAUUGGCGACGCUAGCUUACUCGAUCACGCGCCGUACGACCAGAUAGUCACCGCUUCGCAGUAUUACGAUCCUCGCGCUAUAUCCUUCAAGAUCAGAUUUGGCUAUAUCGUCGACAAAUACAGCAAGAGACCGCAAGAAAUCUGGGUCCUCUUCUACCCACCCACCAAGGAAGGCCGGCAUCCCGAGAUGCAAUUCCACUCAUUCGACCCCGAUACGAAUGCUUUCACCAAGCACGAUGACAGCAACAUCAGCACCACUGUCUCUGCACUCGCUAGCGCGUUCAACAACCCGAAGAAAGCAGCGAAGGGCAAGCACGUGGCGCUAGCCAAGUACUACUACCUAAAGGCUCUCGUAUCAAGGGAGGCGGGAGGCGCUAGCGAGCUGGAGAUAUCUAUACCGAUUACUCGCACUUUCGUCGACAGCUUGAGAGUCGUUUGUCGGGAGUUCGAGGAAGCAAAGGAGAGAUCAUCGCGCUCACCGUCAGUAACGCUGAUUGAUGACCAUGACAGCGUCCUCAGUGAUCCUCCAGAGGACCUUUUUGAGCCUACUCAGCCAGUCAAGGCAACCUCAAUAAUCACUGCCGAGGUAUCCUCCGUUCUCACUCAUGAUGUCAACGUUGAGCAACUCGAAACCCUCCUUGCGGUCUGCGACGACGAGCGCGAGCUCCAGGCUUCCGACAGUGCUCUAGAUACAGAGAAGAGGGCGUUGGAACAGCGGUGCCACGUGAACAAAGAGAAGCAGGCCGAGUUAAACGCUCGCCGUGAACUGGUAUUCAAGGGCAUGAGCUUGAUGGAUAUCUUCAAGUUAGGCGGGCAGAUGGAGCGCGAGGAGAAGCGCCGAAAGCUCGGUUAG